AGUCGGACCCAGACAUGAACCCGGCAAAAACCCAAACCCUUCUGCUGUUUUUUGCCGCCGAGAGAGAGAGAGAGAGAGAGAGAGAGAGAGAGAUGGGUAAAGUAGAGAAGGAGCAGUUGAAUCGGACUCUAACUGAACACCUCAACACCAUCCAUGAAACCUUUCAGGUGUUGGAUCAAAACCCUGCUUCAUCUCUUGAUAAAGUCGCCUGGAACGAGGUGAUUAAAUUGGGAGACCAAGUCUCCAAACAAGCUACUGUUGCUGGAAUGCUUUGGACUGGAGAAAGACCAGAAGUUAAAGAACUUGAGGAGAACAUGGGAACAUACUUCAAUAUGCUACAGGGUUUCCUUCUGCUUUCGCAUGGGACUAAAGUGGGUGCGGGACCUACACUUUAUUCUUGCAUACAUGCAUCUGUGAAGCAAGUAGUGGAUUGCAGUUUCAUGCUAUUUAAAGAAUCUGUUUCUUCCUACGGAUCUUCUUACAGAGACCGAAAACUCUCAAUCCCUCCAAUGGUGGGAACGGUAUGGGAUGCAUGCUCUGCCCUUAAGAAGACUCCUUCCACAAAUAUCACGGCAAUAGGGCGGGCAAUAACACAAGUUGCCGUUUCUGUGAAAGAUGUCCUUCGUGAGAUGAAGGAACUCAAGCCUGCUUCUGCCGAACCAAAAGAUGAAGAUUUUGAAGAGGCUUCAGUCAAAGACGACAGUGGGCCCCACGAUAGCGACGAUUCAUGUGGAGGUGAUCUGGGCAACGACCUUUCUCCUGAAGAGAUGAAAAUAGCUCAAUUGGCCGUUGGGGUUGUGUCUGAAACACUUGUAGUGAUAAAGGAACUUAUCCGUUUCAUUACGAGUUUGAAUAAGCAGGAAAACCCAGAUAACGGAAAUGAUUUUGUGAAUCCGCUGGAGACAUUGUUGAAGCUUUGCCAAGAAAGUGGACUACAGGUUGAUGAGUUUGGAGCUUGUCUUUACCCCCCUCAAGAGUUUUCUGCUAUGAAGACAGCCAUGGAGAAAAUAUCCAGCGUUAUUGAUGGAAUGCAGGUAGAGGUAAUUAGUCUUGAAGGCUCUUCCGAAGCAUUCUUUCAAGCAUGCACGGGUUUAAGGGAUUUGCUGAGAGAAAUGAAAUCCGAGCUAUGUUCUAGUAUUACUAGGCUACUGCCAGAGAUGCAGAACCUAGUUGUGAGCAACUAGGGAUAAUAUCAAGGAGGAAUGUAAGAAUGAAGAAUUGAAAGAGAAGGUUGUCUAGGUUUUUUUCACUAUUUUCUUGUUUGAGUAUAAAGGCGUAAUGGAUUGACGAGCAGUGUAAUUUUGUGGUCUAUUGUUAAUGAAUCCAAUUUCCCCAAUUUUCAGGCA
This is a messenger RNA of Rhododendron vialii, 1346 nucleotides long. RefSeq lists its product as uncharacterized. Bases 15 to 1184 code for a protein of 389 amino acids. Gene Ontology annotation, cellular component: nucleus. The record is from RefSeq and is a predicted model, not a curated record. The transcript has 4 exons. Lineage: Eukaryota; Viridiplantae; Streptophyta; Magnoliopsida; Ericales; Ericaceae. Gene Ontology annotation, biological process: regulation of cell cycle.